AUGCAGCUGACUGCCGUAGUUUCAGUGAUUUGUGAUCACAUUGAUGCAAUUCACACUGCAACUAACACUCUUCUCAGACAAGUUAAGGCUUUGGACACUUGGAUCACCUCGGCGGAAGAGAUCCGUGCUGCGGCAGAGCAAAAGGCCAAAGAAGCCUAUGAGAAGUUGGACGUCCACGCUGAAUUGAGUAGGAAUAUUCAGAAAAUUGUGGAUGCCAAUGAGCGAAUUAAGAAUGUCAAUAAUAGUCUGAAUGGUCUUCAUGGCAAUUUGGAAAUGUGGAAUAAGCAGGCCAGUAAAGUGCUUACCAAUGCGGCUCAAAAGGCGCAGCAAGUGCAUGAUAAAUUGCAAGAAGAUAGGCAGCCUGGUGGUGGUGGUGGUCAAAAAACAGAACUUGGUGGACAUAUUAAGAAAAUUGAAGAUGCUAAAACAGAGAUUUCAAGCGCUAAUCAAACGCUUGCCUCUGAAGUCACAGCUUUGGGGAGUUGGCACACGGCGGCGGAAGAGAUUGUUUCCAAGGCGCAGCAUAAGUGUGAGGAGAUAAUGCAGAGAGCUCACAAGGGAAACGGUAAUCAAACUGAAAUAGAGAAGAAUGCUAACAUGUUGAAAGAGAAAGCAACGGCCCUUUUGGGCGCUUACAGCCAGGCGUAUCCUUUAGUUAACAAUUUGACUGAGAAAGUUCAAAAUGCCAUUGGAGAGUUGGAAACCGGCAUGAAACAGGAUUUGGAGAAUAUCAGAAAUAAUAUUGUGAGCAAGAUGAAGAGUCAUGUUGGGGAGAUGCUUAAGGAUAUUAAGGAGAAAGUGAAGGGGAUUAAGGGGGAGGCGGGAAAAUAUGAGAACAGUAAAUGGACAGACCCGGGCUCAGGCCUGGAUGGUAUUGUCACCGGAUUAGUUAACAGCUAUGCCAGUGGAUUUAGUGGGCAAUGGCCAUUUGAGGCUAUAGUGAAUGGAUGGUUGCUAAAAAUCUUGGGGAUGGAUGAACACCAUGAGAAUAAAACGGUGGAAGCGUGGCUUAAUAAGUAUGCUCUGGAUAGGACGAGCCAGAAUUUCCUAAUUGCCUCAUUCCGUAAUGCAAUCAUUAAAGCUAUAAAGGAAGAAUUUAGAUACAAGGAUGUUCAAAAGGCCGGUCAAAAGGUUGCAAGUGAGAUGAAAACAGCCAGCAGCAAAAUUAAAGAGACCGUUCAAGCUGUGAAAAAAGGCUGCGAUGAAUUUGUCAGUGGACUUGAUGAGAAACUUAAGGGCACGGGAAUUAAGCAGUUUGCCGAGGAAAUUUUGCAGAAGACUAUAUAUAUUGACAACAGGCAGCCUGUUUACUUCGUCACCGAACUGGCCCUCAUAGCUCUACGCGCCACUGCCAACCAGGUUGCCAACGAGCUUGAAUCCGUCUUCCUCGGAGAGUACAGGAUGGGAAACAACGGCAAGUGCAUCGCAAGCGAACUGGAUAAAGUAGUCGAUGUUACCCAGAAGCUUCAUACUGCACUUACCCAAGCGACCAGCCAAUCCACCCUCGGCAAUAAAGAAAGCCCCGCCAAAGCCGUGGACAGUAGGUUGGAGGCGGUGAGGAAAAUGGUUGAGAAGGAUGCGCUUACCAACAUAUUUACUGGCCAAGUUAAACAUGAACUUCAGCAGGCAGUCUCCCAACUUCCCACCGCCGUUAAUCAGUUCGACACUGAAGCUCAAGAGCAGAUCAAGGAAGCCGCCAAGACGGCGAUUGAGAGGGCGGCUGGGCAGAUUGAGAUGGACGGUGAUGGCAAAGUAAAACUUGAGGACAAUGGUCAAAUGUCCAAUUUCAAGAAAUCAUACGAUGCGAUUGUCAAGGAUCUCCCAACAAAACUUCAAGCACUGGCUGAUGAGCACAUUGGGGAGGAUGAUCCGCCGGGUGGUCAAGGUGGUGGAGUUGGUCAAAAAUUCAAACUUGCUACAGGAAAAUUCGAACAUUAUGAAAAACAUGUUACACAACCUUUAGAUUCCUCUAAAACUCUAACCGGCACUGAGCAGGCAAACGAAGGCCAACUUCCACAGGCGAUAGGGAAGAUUAGAGAUGAGGGUCUGGCAGAGCUUGAGAAGCUUAUAGGUGACCAACCCGGUCAUAUUAAUACGCAAACCUUCACCGGUCCGUUCAACACAAUUGAAAAAGAGCUUGAAGAGAUCAAGGAAUUGGUUGAUGGGGAGACAACUGGUGAACUAUUUGAAAGUGGCUCCAAAGGCCUCAAAACGUUUUUAACUGAGCUUAAAUAUGCGCUUAGAACAGGAAAGUUAGUCGGCACUAAAGAGGGCCUUGACGCAAUCAAAUCGGCAAUUGACAACCUGAAGACAAAUACGUAUGAUAAAAGGAGCAAAGAAAUUAACCAAGCCGUCAAAGCAAUUAAGACGCAGCUUGGAGUGCUUAGAGGGAAGUUGAAAACUGAAAAUGGAGAAAAUGAUAAAGAUGUCAUUAAAAGGCUUAAUCACAUGAAGGAGCAGGGCCUUGGAACACAGGAAGAUUGGAGACCGAACGGAACAAAGCGCAAUGGCCUCGGGAAAAUCCAGAGUGAGCUUAAUACUGAAAUUGUAAAGUUGCCGCAGGAAACAAAAAAAAUCACCGAGGCCGUAAACGCAAUAGGCGCUGAGAUUAUAAGGAUAGGAUUUCGGUUAAAUUCAUUUGUGACCUAUGAUGACGUUGUGGAUCAGAUGACAAGGUUAGCAAAGCAUCUUGGUACAUAUAAGGGUAAAUAUGGAAGAAAUUACACUGUCAACCUUAAAAGCAUUCAGGAGGUAAUUAGACUACUGCAAGCGCAAGCGUUUACUCAGAAACCCACAACCAUCCAUGAAGCCAACGAAGCAAUCAAAACAGCACUCAAAGCGCAGAUGAACGCGCUGGACGAAGAUGUCAUGAAGACGCUGAGUGACUUGAUGGGCAAGGGGCUUGGCAAAGAUGCAAGUUGGCAGGGAACUAAGGGCCUUGAAAAUAAUAAAAAUAACCUUCACACUCAACAAAGUGAGUUGUCCACUCAGCCCACUGCAAUCGGCGAUGGCGUCGACAAGAUCACCACAGAGCUUGAAGAGCUGAGGAAGCAGUUGCAGGGUGAGGAUGCCGGUGAGCCAAAAGAAAGAGGCGUGAUGAACAAUUUGGAUUUCAUGAUAAAGGAGAUUGGGAAAGACAAAUGUAGUGGACUUGAAGGCAUUGAAAAAGCAAUUGCAGAGCUCAACAGGGAUACAGUCCCUGACAUCAACAAAUUCCUUGGUGAACUGUGCGCCAAGAUUGCGAGCGAAGCCGGUAGUGUGGAUUGGAAGUUGGGGCUUUUCAAAGAUCAUAACAUCGACAAAGACCUCGCAAAAAUCAAGACACAAAUUGACACCCUCCGCAUCCGUGACCUCCAGGAGGCCAUCGCCAUGUGCGACAAGUUCCUCACCAACGCCGAUUACAUAAAAUGGGAGAAAGUAGAAAACAUUGAACGCUUCGUAGACAGUGAGAUUGAAAAGGCAAUCGCGGAGCUCACCAAGCAGGCGCGGCGUGACUACGUGGAGUCCGCGAAGGACGCGCUGAAACACUUUGCCGACAAGGUGGCCGAGGAGCUGGGGGAGCUGCCCGGCGAGAUAAACAGGGAUCUCUUCGUGGGCUUCAAGGGCUUCAUGAGGCAGAUGGAGGGUGAGCGCAGCGAAAACAUUAAUAGGCUAAGGAACGUGCAGAGCAGAAUGCUCCGAGCAUUGUCCUCCGCGUUCCAGAAUUUCUUCGCGCCGCUCCACGAGUAUCUCCGUAAGGAGAUUGAGAGAGUGAAGAAGGAGCGCGACGACGAAAAGAAUCCCUCACUGCCGAAGUCGGAAGAGCCCUACGCCGCCGAGUGGGACGCCGUGCACAGCGAUGUCAACGCCCUGCUCAAUUACCUCUGCGUGACGCAGGGCUUCGACGACAGGCUGCGAGGCCUGCUCCACAACCUCACCGACGCGCUCACACAGCUGACUCCGCAGUCGUUCCAGCGGCCCUCCACUCCCACGCUGGACUCCGUGAGCAGGGGACUCAGUGCCUUCGCCGGUGAGUUCGGCGGUGCGUACAUCUCCACUUACUCGGGCGCGGAGUGCCGGGAGGCGGACGCCGACAAGUACGCCAAGGUGUUGCUUAGCAUGAUCCCGAUGACGCACGAGGCGCUUAGCAACUUGGCAGAGAAAUGCGGCACCAACUGGCGAAGCUAUAAGAUAUGCAAGCUCACCGGCGACGACAGGGACAACGGCCUGGGCAACUACCUCACCAAAUGCGGCUACACAGUGUCACCCACCGACGGACUCCAGGAGGGGGAGUUGCAAAAUCAUUUUUCGGGCGGCGCAGUGUAUGAAUUGCUCAAAUCACCAGUUGCGGGUGUGACGACCAAAAUACUUAUCGGCGUCGAGCCUACAGAAAAUUAUAUUAAUGUCGUAGACUUAGUUGGUCUUCUUCAUAACAUGCUUUGUCGCUACCUCCAGGUCUGCCACCUUAAAGUACACGAAUCGCCCAGGUACCCCUGCACGGUGAGGGACAUGUUGUCUUGGCUCUCAGGCCUGCAGUACACUCCGGUGGCGGACAAACUGCCUGACCACUGCAGGGCGUUGCUCAACCGCAAGUGCGACGAUAACGAUGCCCCCAACAGGGACGACGCUGUCAUGGCACAGUGCAUAAAUGGCCUGCCGUUCACUAUCGCAGAAGCGUGUUCACACGCCAACUCACUGCUCGUAACCAUACAGGGCCAUGGCCGCGGCUUCGACCUGGCCGCCUACCCCUACUCCGUCGACUUCGCCAACAACACCGCACAGCUGUACUACCCGGACGACCCCGACGAGGUGCUGGAUAUGUUGAGGGGCAUAGUAUGCCGUCUGUGCCCCGUGCUGUAUUUCCUCUACGCCCAGUGCUGCCGUGCCACCGCCACAACCAAGGGCUGGCGGGAGUGCCACUACGGUCGGCAGGUGCCGUCCUCCCACUGGCAAUGUAACCCAUUAAACAAGCAGGCCACCGACGCAAGUCACAACUGCCCGCCCACAUCGCCGCUGCAGUCCUUCCUCACCGACAGCUGUCCCAGCCUCCUGCCGCAUAAGCUCAGUGUAGUUGACAAUGUCAUCGAAUGUGCCGACUGCCCUGCCAACCUACCAGGCCAACAGUGCCUCACCCCGCUCGGCUUCUGGGACCUUGGCCUCGCUGCCUCAGUAGAGCGCACCGGCAGGGAACUUGCGAAGUCUCUUGGUUACCUCUGCAGUGACGCCGACGCCUGCCUCUUCCAACUCUGCCGAACUCUGUGCUUGCUCUGCCCCGCAGCACCGCAGUCACUCGGCGACGUGUUUGCGCUGUUCUUCCAAAUGCUCAGAAUGUGGAACCACGAAUCGUCCCGGCGUGCGUACUCUCACCAUGAGAGUUACCUAACGCAUCUGAACGGUGAUGCUAUAAACAGUCUCUUCCCGCUGUGGCCGCAGCUCCACGGCAGCUACCAGAAUGACCAUCUCACCGACGCGCUCAAGGCACUCGCCGGCCAUGACCAUGACAACUCAGGGCACAAUGCCCUCUCAAGCCUCUCCGCCGAGCCCCCUUGUCAAUCACCCAGUGGAUGCGCCCCCUUCCUCCAGCCGCUGGCGCUGCACGCCAACCACACCUUCCCGCAGAAGCACGCACAGCUGUUUGUCUCGUGGAUAGUGUGGCUGGCAUGGCAGCUGUGGGAGCUGCUGGAGUCCCUGCUAGAAGCCUUGUCCAACAUCGACUGCACGGCCCACGGCUGCGCCACGUGCCUCUGUCAGCCAGGCAACCACGGCGACAAGGACUCCUGCCACUGCCCGUCACUCGUCGAAUGUGGCGGACCUCUGCCGACACUCUACCGCUACGGAUUCACGUAUCGCAACGCCCACGCCCUGCUCGCCGGCAGCCAGAAGAUACGGUGCAGUGACCUCAACGACCAACUCACCAAGGCACUCCACUCCGACCACUUCACUCAACUGUUCCACCAGAUCGACCAACUCCUCUACACCAUCCGCCUCCCCUUCCUCCUCACCCUGACAGCGCUCUGGCUCACCGCCCUCGCCUACAUCCUCGUCUCACUCCUCUACCGCAUCGACGUCCUCCGACUCCGCUCCCACCUCCUGACUACCAACGCCUCCCACCAACUCGACGUCAAGGCCCUGCUGUCCCGAAGCCGCAGGAUGCUCUCACUCUACACUGACGUCGACUACUUCGACGACGACUUUCACUCGUGA
This is a messenger RNA of Babesia ovata, 6183 nucleotides long. Its product is annotated as Extracellular matrix-binding ebh. NCBI's taxonomy places the organism in Eukaryota, Apicomplexa, Aconoidasida, Piroplasmida, Babesiidae. Bases 1 to 6183 code for a protein of 2060 amino acids. The transcript is spliced from 2 exons. The record is from RefSeq and is a predicted model, not a curated record.